Molecule: messenger RNA, 1731 nt
Organism: Rattus norvegicus (Norway rat)
Lineage: Eukaryota; Metazoa; Chordata; Mammalia; Rodentia; Muridae
Gene: Dera
Product: deoxyribose-phosphate aldolase
Exons: 9
Coding region: 75-1031 (318 amino acids)
Biological process (GO): 2'-deoxyribonucleoside catabolic process; deoxyribonucleotide catabolic process; deoxyribose phosphate catabolic process
Cellular component (GO): cytoplasm; nucleus; nucleoplasm
Molecular function (GO): lyase activity; deoxyribose-phosphate aldolase activity
Source: RefSeq, marked validated
GGCAGGAAGGAGGAAGACCAGGCCUGUGUGGCGCCCUACCCUGGUGCAAGAGUUACCUUUCAGCUGUGGCCGCAAUGGCUGCUCACUGCCGGGGCACAGAGCUCGAUCUCAGCUGGGUCUCCAGAGUUCAAGUGAACCAUGCGGCUGUGCUGAGGCGGGCCGAGCAGAUCCAGGCCCGCCGAAGUGUGAAGAAGGAAUGGCAGGCUGCGUGGCUCCUGAAAGCUGUCACGUUCAUAGACCUCACCACGCUUUCUGGUGAUGACACGUUUUCCAACGUUCAACGGCUCUGUUAUAAAGCCAAAUAUCCAAUCCGGGCAGACCUCUUAAAAGCCUUAAAUAUGCAUGACGAAGGUAUCACCACGGCUGCGGUCUGUGUUUACCCUGCCCGGGUCUGCGAUGCUGUGAAGGCACUGAAGGCCGCAGGCUGCAGGAUCCCUGUGGCAUCAGUGGCCACUGGCUUUCCAGCUGGACAGACUCAUUUAAAGACUCGAUUGGAAGAGGUCAGACUGGCAGUGGAGGACGGAGCUACUGAAAUCGACGUGGUCAUUAACAGGACCUUGGUGCUGACUGGCCAGUGGGAAGCUCUCUACGAUGAGAUCACUCAGUUUCGAAAGGCCUGUGGGGAGGCCCAUCUCAAAACCAUCUUGGCUACGGGAGAGCUCGGCUCUCUCACCAACAUCUACAAAGCCAGCCUGGUAGCAAUGAUGGCGGGAUCAGAUUUUAUUAAGACCUCUACUGGAAAAGAAACAGUAAACGCCACCUUCCCGGUAGCCAUCGUGAUGCUGCGGGCCAUUAGAGAUUUCUUCUGGAAAACUGGAAACAAGGUAGGCUUUAAGCCUGCAGGAGGCAUCCGUACAGCGAAGGAAUCCCUUGUGUGGCUCUCUCUGGUAAAGGAGGAACUGGGGGAUGAGUGGCUGACUCCCGACCUCUUCCGGAUAGGGGCCAGCUCUCUGCUCUCCGACAUCGAGAGACAGAUUUACCAUCACGUGACUGGACGAUAUGCGGCUUAUCACGAUCUUCCAAUGUCUUAGGUCAGCAGCCAGCCCAGAAAAGCAUCUUGCAACAAAUUUUUUUUUAAAAAAUGUUUUUGCAUAAUUGCUAAGGUUAUGUAAUUACAGAGCCAUUAACUGACUCCCCCCCCACUAAAAUCCCCCCUGAAAUCAACUCAGAACAAUAGAGGAAACAAACCAGUCGAAUCUAAAUGUGGAACUCAAAUCAAGAAAGGUUGAAAUGGUCUUCAUUACCAAGAUGUCUGCAUUUAUUAAUUUUGUGAAGAUUUUCUCUGAAAAACUCAGGAAAAAAUGUUUCUACUAACCCGUACUGCAGAAAAUUCUGAAGGGAAAAUGGAGUUAAAUUGCCUGAGACCUGAGAUUCCAGGGCAGGCGGGGCCUGGAGGGAAGGGUGCUUGUUACCAGACCUGACACCCUGUUCCGCUCUCAGUAACUACAGGGUGGACGGGGAGAACGGACACCAAAGAUUGUCCUCGAUGAUCACAUAGCCAUGUCCCCUAUCUCUGACGCAUAAUAAAUAAAUUAAAAAUGGGAUCAAAAUUAAAAUGGGUGCUACAGCAAAGGGACACUCUGCCUCCCUGUGCUGCCUCCCAUUGGAGCCCUGCCCUGGCAUCCACCUGACCUUCUGUGCUGUACAGAACACUCUCAUUAAUUGUUUGCUAACGAGAUUAUGAUGUUGUUGCAAGAAAAUGUGAAUAACACUGAAUUUUAAAUACAAAAA